Homarus americanus (American lobster) is the source of this 2303-nucleotide messenger RNA. RefSeq lists its product as uncharacterized. Gene Ontology annotation, biological process: receptor-mediated endocytosis; intracellular protein localization. The record is from RefSeq and is a predicted model, not a curated record. Gene Ontology annotation, cellular component: endocytic vesicle; apical plasma membrane. Lineage: Eukaryota; Metazoa; Arthropoda; Malacostraca; Decapoda; Nephropidae. The coding region runs from base 59 to 2122 and encodes 687 amino acids. The transcript has 10 exons.
GUGAUUUUGUGACGCGAGUCGUGACUACGUAAGUCAGUUCGGCGGCAGAAGCGCAGAGAUGAUGUUGGCUCCGGCAAUACUCAGCCUGCUCCUUUUCAUAGCUGGGAUGAGUGAGGCAGUUCAGAAGCGGUGGGUGCAGACGUGGGACCUCAACUCCCCAAACAACUGGAAGAAUGGACAUCUUCCCUGUGCUGGAAAGGCUGCCAUCCUCCCCCUCUAUCAGAGGUCUCCGAUGUUCCUUGGGGACGACCUCACGUUGGGGUCACUGGAAUUAUCCCUCGAUGGUGAAGUAAUCUUCGGUGAUGGUGCCAAUAUGAUGCUUGACACUUCCACCAAAGACAACUGUCAAGAUGCGACCUGGACGCAUCACGGUCAAGACAAAUGGUGGGACCCUGAUGCUUGGGAGCACCCGUCCUUCAAAGACCCGUCUACGUCUCCUAUUCCACACACGCACCGGAUUCCCUGUACCAGAGAUGGUGCAGUCUUCACCAACCCCGAAGAGUCUCUGUAUACUGUCCACCUCUCACCGCCAACCAUCUCAGUUACCAGCCUCUCCAUAGGCAAAAAGAAUUACACCACUUCAGAAUUUGCUACAUACACCUUGACCAGUGAGGGAAACUUCAUGUUCACUGGGGCUUCAAGUAGUGAUGGUGCUCCCUUAUAUGUAGAAAGCCCUGAAGAAUGUAGAGAUGUGACAGGUUGUCUAUGUGGCACUGAGAGUGCUGCCUCCAUCAUCUGUGGCAUAAUGUCUGCCAAGUGCUUAAGUCCUCAGUGCAACAAACCAAUACAGAUGACAGGCUUUUGCUGUCCUGUGUGUGGAGCUGAAGUGACAAUUAGCCACAGUGGAACAUUACCUCUUGCUAGUUUGUCAGCUCUCUUGGCGGACCACCUUAAGACUCCUGCCCUCCAACAUGUCUCAGCAUAUGCUGCAAAAAUGGAUGAUGGAUUUCAUCACGUUUACUUCACUGCUGUCAAUGAAAAAGGGGACUACAAACUUGCAGCAGAGAGUUUUAAGAAAAAAUUCGAUCAAGAGCUGAACGCGGGAAGUUCAUAUGAAGCGUUAGUGGCGUACUCUGGAAACAUCAUUCCUAAAGAGUCUAAUAGGAGUGUAGCCCCACACAAUAUAGGGGUUAUAGUUGCCAUCCUCAUCACUCUUGCCAUCUGCUUUGCUAUUGGUGCUGCUGUCUAUCACCUGAGGAAGCGCAGGGCAACGUCUCGAUUCUCGUUCAUGUUCCGACGUCUUGAGAGCAGUAGCCGUCGUGUGUCAGUGGCCAGUGAUAUGGUAGGAGGACGACGAGCCUCAACAACAUCCAGUAUUUUUACCUACAACAGAGAAGGUGGCUUAAGAUUCUUCAACCCUAUUUUCAACCAGUCCAUGGCAUCUCUAGCAGGAGCGGGCCUAUCAUCCGCAAUCAAUGAAAAUAUUCAAGUUCCUGCUGGAGAUCAAGUAGAAGGGCAGCAUGAGAACCCUAUGUAUACUGCUUACCAAAACAUGUCCCCCGAGGAACGUCAGGCUUCAGAAGACACACUUCGUGCUCGAGAGAGAAUCCUCGAGGCUGCAGGAGAACUUGUUGCUUCCAUGGAGUCUUCACCAAUUCUCAACAAAGAUGUGAAAACAAUUGGGCCAACGAGUGACCUUGGAGUAAUAGAAGAAGAGAGAGAACCAAAGACCGAUGCAAGUGAUCUGAAUGAAACAACGGAUAAUGGCACAGAAGAAACAAAUGAUAAAAACAGCAACCCUCUUGAAUCAUUUAAUGUUAGUUCGCUGCAGAAAGAUAAAACUGACGGAGAUGUUCUGAUAGACGAUUCUCAAAGUGAAGUAAAGCUUGAUGAUUCUGAAGACAAAACAUGCACAACUAAUGUUUCACUUCAGAUAGAGAGUGACUCUAGCACAGAUGCAGUCAAGAGUGAACUGACUGCCAAAGAUCCCAUAAACAUUGAGGAAAAGGAAAUUGAUGGCUCAGUGACCAAGCAAGAUUUGACAGAAACUGAGGAUACUCAAGGACAUCCUGCCAGCUCUCUGAAUCUUGAAAACUAUUCAACUAGUUCCUCUUCUGAUGAUGAUGCCUCAUUUACACCUAAGAAUCUUGAAGGUUUUACUCCUCUUGUAGAACUAAAUUAGAUAUUAUGUGGAGGAUAUCUGUUGCAGCCAGGCAGAAAUAUGAUUGGGAUUCACCUAUCAUUCUACAAGCUUAUCUAAAUACCAAAAACAUGCCUCUUACUGCCUGAUGGUCCAGCCUUUAGCUGUACUUGUACUCCAUAUUUUGUUAUAAACUUAAGAAUAUAUUGCUGGGCCUUUACAA